This is a messenger RNA of Aspergillus ruber CBS 135680, 1629 nucleotides long. Its product is annotated as fungal specific transcription factor domain-containing protein. Lineage: Eukaryota; Fungi; Ascomycota; Eurotiomycetes; Eurotiales; Aspergillaceae. Bases 184 to 1401 code for a protein of 405 amino acids. The record is from RefSeq and is a predicted model, not a curated record. Gene Ontology annotation, cellular component: nucleus. Gene Ontology annotation, biological process: DNA-templated transcription. Gene Ontology annotation, molecular function: zinc ion binding; DNA binding. The transcript is spliced from 4 exons.
AGACUGUAGGAUAGCUAACGGCCUCAAGUCCACGGAUAAUGGUCUGUCAUAGCUCUAGGGCUCGGUAUGGACAAUAAACUUGAUUAAAUAAUAAUAAUACACGGACCCACAUUUGAAAAGCAGUAUUCAGCAUUCCUACAAGACCGAAGCAAGACAACCUUUUCUUGGCUAGCGUUACUGUUCAUGAUAUGCUCUGUGACAUUGAAUACCAUUGAUCCCGAAGACCCGGUCCUGGCAAAUCUAUAUGCAGAACAGCCACAGCAUGAUGGCACAAUUGCUACGGUCCAUCAACUUCGGAAGACUUCUUUAACUUGUCUUGCUGAGGACAAGUUCUUGAUUUGCCACGAUCUCAAUACACUUGAGACUAUCUUGAUUCUGACAUAUUCUGUCUCUCAUAGUGAAGGUGUUGAGCGAGGGUGGAUAAUACUCGGAAUGGCUUUGAACAUGGGAAUUGCGCUGCGUUGUCAUAUCAACGCAGCAGACUUGAACUGUAUCGAUACCGAACGACGCCGAAGAUGCUGGGCUGGGAUUCUUAUGCUUCACACCUAUCAAGCCAUUCUCUUUCGCGAUGUUGACAUGUCGUUUCUCCUCAACAUAAAGGCGGUGAUGCCAACGGAGGCUAAUGACAGUGAUAUUCACGAAGACAAAAUCCUACAAACAACUUCGCGGCCUACACAGAUGUCUUUGAUGAAAUUCAAAUUACGGCUCUUCCGACUUUCAGCAGAGGUCUGUUGCCAUAUAUCCGGGCCCUCGAGGCUCAAUCAACUCUACUUGGGCCAUCUAGAUACUGCAAUAGCCAAAGAGGAACAGCUAUGGGACUCGGCUUUUUUGGUGAAUGGCUUACCGCGUCUUUUAGACCAUGCAAGCUAUGCCCAUUGGUGCAUCCUUCAAACCUAUGCUCACCAACUUUAUCUUCUUCUUCAUCGGCCUUUUCACAAUUCACAAUAUUCGAACUUCCUUCUUUCUUCAAGAGACAGGUGUAUUAAGUCGAGUGCUGCCUUGCUCAGUAUACACCGUCAAUUUUGCGAGCUGCCAAGACUGCGGCAUUUCAAGUGGUUAGUAAAUGGCAUGACUAGCUUAAAUGCCCUUCAUGGUGCAGUUGCAUUAGCAUCAUGUCUCCUGAGUAUGCCGGAUACUUUUGAUUCAACGCCAUACUGGAACGAGUUACACUCGACAGUGGACCGCAUGGAAACACUUCAACAUAGAAGCCCUGUCUGUGCCAAGGCAUUUACAAUACUUCAGCAUUUACAACGUCAGCUUUCCAUCGUACGGGAGUCGGGGCCAAGCGUUCGUGGUGAUUCUUGGACGUCAUUCGAAGACUGGAUUGGUGGCUUUGACUGGUUCAAUUGCGACCUAACAAACUUUAAUUUGGAGGAAGUUACGGAUCCUAGCUCCACCUAGGCAUUGAGAUUAGAGAAAAGGAACUCUUAGCUAUUAUCCAAAUUCGGGACAUACAUAUAAAUGCAACCCGGUGCCUACUCUGAUAAACCAAAAGGAGUUUAUUGAUUUGGCCAAUUGUUUCUACGCGGCUAGAUAUCACUUUCGUUAUUAUGAAACUAGCACGUUUUAUUAAGGAUUCGGGUCCUUAGCAUUAAAUAGUUAUCAAGCGGGUAUUCCCAUCGUUUUGAG